This is a messenger RNA of Brassica oleracea var. oleracea, 607 nucleotides long. RefSeq lists its product as uncharacterized. Lineage: Eukaryota; Viridiplantae; Streptophyta; Magnoliopsida; Brassicales; Brassicaceae. The coding region runs from base 49 to 495 and encodes 148 amino acids. The record is from RefSeq and is a predicted model, not a curated record. The transcript has 2 exons.
GCAUUCGGCGAACUCAAAAGGGAAAAAGAGGAAAACAGAGGAAAAACAAUGGCAGGGAGAAUAAGCUGUUGUCUGAAUCUUCCUCUCCUAGAUUCCAACUCUGCGCAAUCAUCUUCUCAACGACUCAAGACAACGUCACGGAUCUCUCGGAGGAGAACAGAGGAUGAAACCGAGCCACGGAAGAACAAGUGUUCCCUUCCCAUGGCCUUGGCAGCGACUGUUGUGAUCGGCGCUAUUCAGAUCAGUAACGUGCCGUUGGUGGAAGCGGCAGUUGUAAAACCGACGGUGAUCAAAGAGACGGCGCCGUGGAGGUGGAGUGACAAGAGGGCUUGUCCUCCUUGGCUUCAGAACUCACUCGAGACCAUCGUACCAGAGAAUCUUCCUCGUCCGUCGAGUCGUCGGCGUUUGGAGUUAGCCGGACUUGGUAAGCGUGACGCACCGCCGGUCGGUGCGGUGGUGACACGCGCCAGUAAGGCUGCUUGUUUCUCCAUGUAAAUUGGAAGUUUAUUACGUGUACGCGUAAGUGUUAGGCACGUGUAAAAAGUAGUUAGAUACAAACUGUAAUACACACGAAAACUUUUUUCAAUAAAUAAAAGUCUUAUUUGCA